This is a messenger RNA of Lodderomyces elongisporus, 3336 nucleotides long. It is a transcript of the gene REG1, whose product is annotated as protein phosphatase regulator. The coding region runs from base 1 to 3336 and encodes 1111 amino acids. The transcript has a single exon. Gene Ontology annotation, biological process: cellular response to glucose starvation; protein catabolic process in the vacuole. The record is from RefSeq and is a predicted model, not a curated record. NCBI's taxonomy places the organism in Eukaryota, Fungi, Ascomycota, Pichiomycetes, Serinales, Debaryomycetaceae.
AUGUCUGGAGAAGUCUUUACUGGCGGAGCAACGACGUCUCAACAUGUUGAUGCCGAAGAUGAUGAUCAUUUCGAAAACACAACUUUCAAGCUAAAGAGAACGAGAUCGUUGGGUUUGCUUGAUGAAUUUAUCCCCGACAAGGCAAAAGAACAAGCAUUGGAGGAUGGCAAGAUUUCGCAGAAUCAAAAGCAACACCUGCUGGAGCUACAACUGCAACUGCAACUGCAACUGCAACUGCAACUGCAACCAAAUAACCUUGAUGGCCAACAGCUGAAUUAUCCAACAGCUGGCCAACCCUCAAGUGCCCACCACCCUGAAUCCGACGACUCAAGCAACAGCAGCUACUUCAACCCCAGCUCUGCGGCAACUUCAAACACGGCUUCAGCAGCAACAUCAGCAUCAGCGUAUAGUAAUCAAUCAACUUCAGUGUCGUCGUCGCCGUCACCCGUGCCAUCGCCAACUUCGGCUGCGGCUCUACACUUGCAAUCACCAGAGUUGAUUCCAUAUGACGAUACAGAUUUGGCAGCGGAACCAUCGCAACAUGUAGAUUAUCUUUCACACCAGUGGAAUGUUUCUGACAUUUCUAAAUCCUGGCGAUAUGUCAUAUCUAAGAAGAAAGAUGUUGCCAAUGCAGCAAGACUUGAGAAUGCAUCAUGGAGAACUUGGGCACAAAGAAGGUCUAAUUUGAAGACAAUCAGCCCUGAGGUUGUGAACUGGUCUAAAGACAGCGACGUCACAUGGCUUUACGGACCAAUAUUUAUUAAUAACAACGGCUCAAGUGGAAAUGGCCAGAACAAUGGAAAUGAUGAAAAUGACGACAAUCACUCAUAUGACGAAGACUCUACUGCAACAAAUGCAGUUGCGGGUGAUAUAUCCAUUGCAAAGAAGCCUAAAAACAAAAAGAAUGCCCCAAAACCCAUUUUGAAGAAACGAACUGUUGAAGAGUCCAUCAUUAGCCAUUCCAACUUGUUGAAGUUGCAACUUGCCACUAGUCUUUACCAAAAGAAAAAGGAACAAAAAGCGAAGCAGCAACAACUGCAACUUAAGCAACAGCUGCAGCUGCAACUGCAACAACAAAUGCAACUGCAACAACUGUAUCAAGGGCAAGCAGGUGAUAAUGGCAAUGAAGACGAGUAUUUCGACUUUGGUGCACUUCUGAAUAAGUUAAAUGCGCAGUAUAACAACAAGACACCUACAGAUAAUUCAAAUGUGGCAAAAUUACAGAACUUGUUGAACUCGUCAAAUUCGUCAUCUUUGUCAACUAUUAAGCAAGAUGACAACACAGCACAGGAAGAAAAGCUGGGGGCAGGUGAAUUUGGGUCUGGCACUAAUUUACAGCAACAGCAAUCCCGUGAAGGAACUAAUUAUUCACAAGGUGAAACUGGCCACGAUGCUUCUGGUGUUACUGGCGUUACACCUGUACCAAACAAGAAAGAUAGGCAUAUUCAUUUCAACGAAGAAGUGCAACAGUGCAUUGCCUGUGACUAUUAUCUAGAUGAUUAUGACGAUGAUGAAUAUGACGAUGGCAAUGGUGGCAGUGGUUAUCGAGGCUACAGCUCUGAUGAAGAAGAUGACACUGAGGUUUAUGACGAUUAUUCCGAUCAAGUUAAUGACAAUCUCAUCAGAAGCCAGCUUUAUGCUGAUGAUGAUGAUGAUGAUGAUGUUAUUGAUGGAGAUGGUGACCAAGGCGAUAGCGAAGACAAUGACAAUGGCGAUGACGAUGACGAUGACGAUGACGAUGAUGACGAUGAUGACGAUGAUGAGGGUGGUUUCUUCCUCCAAGUUAAAUCAAACUCAAGUGCGCCGUUGAAGUUGGGUGGAAAUGGCAAUUCCAAUAGCAAUGUGCAAUCUAAACGCUUAAGCAGUAAUCGUCGUCGUUCAUCUGAUGGUGACUCUUUAUCUACUACCAGCAGUAGCUUAAGAAAUUUGGAGCUCAUCCGCCGCUUGCCUUCGACAACUAUAAACUAUGGCUCCGAUGAGGAUAGUAGUGAUGAGGAAUUUCCAUACACCUCUAGUGUCUCGCACAAUGUCAACAAUGAUAGUAGUAGAGGAUACGACUAUUACUAUGAUUACAACACUGUGUACACGUGCGAUCCAUCCCACCCUUCAUUGAAAAGUUAUCAGAAUACGGAUGUGGUUGAUGUUCCCAAGGAUCUUGAAAUUGAAUCUAAUAUGAAUUAUGAACUUAUUGAUGAUAAAGAUGUAACAUCCCAGCACCCACAUGUUGCCGGUGGUGCUUCCCCAAGUAUUGGUCCAGCACAUCUGGGGCAAUCGCCAAAAUUACAUAGUCAGAUAUCACCUCAAUUGUCGACGACGUCUAAUGAAUCCACGGGAAACCACGCGGUGAAGCAUUCGCCAUUCCAAUUGAGUGAUUCAGACUCUGAUUCAGAUGAUGAAGAAGCGGACUGUUUGAGUAUCGGUACCAGACGCUCGAGUCAAGGUAUUAUUGACCUGGUAAUUGACUCUAAUGGACUUUCCGAACUUCGUAAAGAAAAUACAAAUCGUAAUCAAGAGGGUAAGGAUGAACAAUCACCAUUCAAUGGAUAUCAUCAUCAGGAUCCCGUUCCAGUAAAUGAACAUGUGUCAAGCAUCAAUUCGCGCCAUAGUUCAAGCGCGCUUUCCAAGCAAUCGAGGAGCACAAACUCUUUAUCUCAACAAUUUUUUGGUGGCCAAAGUGGACUUUCGGAUCAAGAUAGAGCUUUGAGUAAGCUGUUUUUAGGUGAUUUGGCGGCAUCAUCACCAUCAUCGUCGACAUCAUCGUCUACAUCGGCACAACAUCAACCUGAUCGAUUAGAAAAGCCAGUAUUGACCAGAACUUUAUCCAAUACAAACCCCAAAUCAUCUCUCUCUAGAGCUAAAGCUACCUCAGAGAAUGCAUUUGGUGUUUCUCCAAACUCAUCACAGUCAUCUUCACCCAUAGGAUACAGUCCUGGUUCGGCUUCGGCUUCGUCCUCUGCUUCUGCUUCUAAUUCUAACUCUGGUAUGGCUCCCGUAUCACAGACCAAGAGAGGACAAUUCUUAUUUGAUGGUGAUUCAGAAUCAGAAUCCAAUUCGGAUGAUGACGAAGGAAUGGUGAUUGGUGGUGGCGGGGGAAACCGCUCGGGUGGUGGAAAUCGGGGUCAAAGCUACAGUACAUUGAGCCAUUUAGCGGACAAGAGUGGAAUACGCAAUCAAACCCAGAACCAAAACCAAAACCAAAACCAUUCCGCAACCUUACCUACACCAUAUUCUAUCAGCAAUGAUCAAGAGGGAGAAGAUGGCAAAGAUAAAGAUGCGAGUACAAAUUUAAUUGGUCAGGCAAAGGGUCUUGCCAAACACUUUUUUGGACAAAAUUGA